GGAACUUCCUCGACUUCCGUUUCCAACGACACUCUGCAAUCAGACAAGAGUCAAGAAACACUGUUUUAUUAUUCCUAUGCGAUUAACGUAUAGAGAACUAAGAUAAAGGGAAAUGUCCGACAAGAAGCGUACUCGACUUCAGGCUUUCGGACAUCUGACAUCUGAAUCCGUUCCGUCUUCCUCCUCCACUGAGGUCGUAGACAAACCGGCCAAGAAGCGCAAGAAAUCUACUAGUACCAAGCCCCGAGGCAGCAGACAACUGGAUCUUUCUGAAUGGCCCAAUCAUUUCAAUAUGCUAUUCAAGGUGUUUAAGGCACUCAACACCGUCCUUGCAUUUGUAUCAUCACGAAGGGAGCUUGCCACGUCUUUCCCUGUAAUUCGUCAGUCUGUAGAGAACAUCACGAAACAGCCGCUGGAGCUCGCGCAAGUAGCAGAACUCAAAGCCCUGCUGCCUGAAAUUAUCACUUUUUCUUAUGUACCUUCCCUUCCUGAGGAUACAACUAUGCUUCAAGGACCGUCUUCGCAGAGCGCCACAGAUUCAGAAGGACAUGUCCUGCGUCUGGAAUUCGUGGACAAUUGGAAUGGGGCGUCAAAGAAUAGCCAAGGGCUUUUGAUCCCAUCUGCGCGUUCCGCCGCUUUGACUAAAAAGUUGAUAGAUAGGCGCAAUAAUAGAUUUAUUCAAGCCGUCGAAGAGCUUCUGCAGGCAGUUUCACCCGAAGAAGAUGCCGUCGCUCUUGUUCAAACAGCGGCCAAGGCAUGCGUUCCGGCCAAGCCUCAACUUCAGACUGCAGGGACCGACGAUCUUGAGCCUUAUUUCUCUGUGCCUGAACCAAAGGACCGCCCUUCAGUCCAAGAAGUCCUCGCCAACAUCGUGUCGCAGCAUUGGUAUAAGGACCAAAUUGUGACGAGGAGAACUUUCCAAGCCAAAGACGGACACACAGAUCUGGAAUUGGAUGUGCCGUUAUCCUCCACGAUUCAAGUCGCUUUGAAAGAUUCACGAAACAUCACCAAUCUCUACUCUCACCAAGUUACGGCUAUCAAUGCCAUUGGCAAGGGAAGAAAUGCCAUUGUGUCUACCAGUACCGCUUCAGGUAAAAGCGUUAUUUAUCAAGUCCCGUUGUUACGAUUUCUGGAAGAAAAUCCCGAUGCCACGGCUAUAUUCGUCUAUCCGACCAAGGCAUUGGCUCAGGACCAAAGAGGGGCUCUGGAGCAGCUGCUAUGCACAUGCCCUGGCCUUCAGCAUAUCAAGGUUUCAACAUAUGAUGGGGAUACUCCUCAGGAUAAGCGUAAAGGCAUUCGGGAGUCCGCGUCUGUGAUAUUAACGAACUUUGACACGAUCCAUGCGUCCAUCCUGCCCCAGGAAGAUUCCUGGCGAACAUUUUUUAAAAACAUUAAGCUUUUUGUUAUGGAUGAGCUACACUAUUACACCGGCCUAUUUGGCACGCAUGUCGCAUAUAUCAUGAGACGCUUUCGCCGUAUAUGUGCAGCAGUAGGAAAUCGAAGAAUUCACUUCGUUUCGUGUAGCGCCACAAUAUCAAACCCAGGAAGUCAUAUGGAGCGUAUAUUUGGCCUCGACAGCAGUGGUGUUGAAGUUGUUACAGAGGAUGGCGCCCCAACGGGCGAAAAGAGUUUCGUAGUCUGGCAACCGUCAAAUAUCGAUCUUGUCGCCCCCGGUUUCGGAAGAGACAGCUCUUUAUCGGAGGCCGUUAGACUCAUGAUCCAUUUGAUGAAGCAUGGCGUUCGCGUAAUUUUGUUCUGCAAGUUCAGGAAGGCGUGCGAAAUGGCUAUGAAAGCUCUUCGUGUCAUGUUAGGAAUGAGCCGACGUGGUGACAUCCUGCAAAGAGUGAAGUCUUACAGAGGUGGAUACUCACCAGAAGAUCGGCGUGACAUAGAGCGUGACGCAUUCAGCGGACAACUACUCGGAAUUGUGGCCACAAAUGCAUUAGAGCUUGGUGUUGACAUUGGGGCUCUUGACGCUGUAAUUAUGCUAGGCUUUCCGCUGAACAUAUCAAGCCUCAGGCAACAAACUGGAAGAGCGGGUCGGAGGUCCCGUGAUUCUCUAGCGAUCCUUGUAGCCGAAGCCCUACCAGUAGAUCAGUACUAUGUCAACCACCCGGAAGAUCUAUUCGAUAAGAGUCCCGAUGAUUUGGUCAUCGACUUGGAUAGCAAACUGACCUUGGAAGCUCACUUGCAAUGUGCUGCAAACGAAAUGCCAAUAUCGUUGAAAGAUCAGGUUUAUUUUGGCCCUUUAAUGAUCGAAGUUUGCAAGACACGACUCGUUGCGGACGAUGAGGGCUGGUAUCACACUCACCACAAAUUCCGUCCUUAUCCAUCCAAGUACAUCACUCUUCGUGGGGUUGAAGAAGACAAGUACCUAAUCAUCGAUGUCACACAAGGAAGGCACACUAUCCUCGAAGAGAUGGAAAUGUCUCGCGUUCUUUUUGAAAUUUAUGAUGGUGCUGUUUUUAUACAUCAGGGAAGAACUUACAUUGUCAAGGAACUCCGCCACAGUGCAAAAACUGCUACACUGAUUCAAAAAGACGUCGACUACAUAACAUCACCUAGGGACUAUACCGACGUGAACGCGGUGCAGACGCUUCGCAUUCGUGAGAUCAAAGGUUCUCCGGAGCUUGCAUAUUACGGAAACGUUGAGGUCAAGGUCAAGGUCUUUGGAUAUUUUGUACUCAAGGACAGCAAGAUAAAAGACGUCGUCGACCUUGACAAUGAUCCUUGGGAGCAAGAGACUAUGGGAAUGUGGCUCGAUGUACCAAAGCAGAUACCGGGCUGGCUCAGCAACAAAGGGAUCAAACCUGCAGCAGCUAUUCAUGCAGCGGAACACGCGUUUCUCAACAGGUUUGCGUUAGCUCAAGAUGUCAAGACUGAAUGCAAAGCCGAGGAGAAGGAGAUAAUGAUCAAGAAGGAAUCCCAGCGCAAGCGACCUGCUCGGUAGGUUACACUCUUAGUCACGUCAUGGCCUGCAGUCUAUGCUUUUCCCGUUAGGAUCAUAUUCUGUGAUCAUGUCGGACAAGGAAUGGGCAGUGGUAUGACGGCAAAAGCUUUCGACAACGUUUAUGACAUACUGCGUAAAGCCUAUGAGGCGAUCGUCAGUUGCGACUGCGACGAUCUCAAGGGAUGUACUAAAUGUAAGCAAUCUGAUUUUGGUAUCUAAGCAACCUCAGCAGUGGUCUCCAGGUGUACAAAGUCCCUCAUGCACAGAAGGCAACAAGGUCUGUUCAAAGUCCGGCGCACUCGUCAUUCUGAA
Messenger RNA from Guyanagaster necrorhizus, 3262 nucleotides. Its product is annotated as P-loop containing nucleoside triphosphate hydrolase protein. Gene Ontology annotation, molecular function: nucleic acid binding; ATP binding; 3'-5' DNA helicase activity. The transcript is spliced from 31 exons. Gene Ontology annotation, cellular component: nucleus. NCBI's taxonomy places the organism in Eukaryota, Fungi, Basidiomycota, Agaricomycetes, Agaricales, Physalacriaceae. The record is from RefSeq and is a predicted model, not a curated record. Bases 113 to 2950 code for a protein of 945 amino acids. Gene Ontology annotation, biological process: nucleotide-excision repair; interstrand cross-link repair.